Messenger RNA from Carcharodon carcharias (great white shark), 1188 nucleotides. RefSeq lists its product as uncharacterized. Lineage: Eukaryota; Metazoa; Chordata; Chondrichthyes; Lamniformes; Lamnidae. Bases 160 to 912 code for a protein of 250 amino acids. The transcript is spliced from 2 exons. The record is from RefSeq and is a predicted model, not a curated record.
GAAGCUAAACCCACACACCCUGGGCCUAAUAAAGCACUCAGCAGGAGCCCAGCGUCCCCUGAGUCACCAAAUGCAGAUGAGAUCAGGAUCACAGAUGCAUUUAAUGAACAGGCAACAACUGCUAACAUUGCUCAGUGCGGCAGUUUUCCUGAGUAUGGAAUGGAAUCAAGGGAACAGGCUCCUAGUGCAGUAUCUCUAGAAUCGGACUUAUUUUUUUCAUUAAAACUUGCUGCAGUUUUAACUUUGGUCUUUGUUGCUGUCACAAUCAUAUUAGUUUCCACAAAUUGGUCUGAGCCUCUUCUCAUCUCCCCUGACCUAACAAAGUUCAAUGGGCACCUUUCACUGAAUCACAAGCUCCACAAGCUUAGGGUCUCCUUCCCAAGUCAGUCCGAAAGUUUCUGGAGAGCUCUGGAAAAUGUUUUCGAUCGUCAUCUCACUGACCCCACAGAAACGCUGGAACAUUGGUUAGUUGGAGUUGGAUUUGAAGAUUCAUGGAGCACAAUGCUUUGCCUCUCUAGGAUUAUUCUCAAGUUACUAUUGGUCACUGAUGGUGAUCUGGCUCCUAAUAUAAUGAGUAAAAUGUUGGAUUACAACCAUGUUCUUUGGUCACAACCUGGUCUCUCUCCGAGACCAAGUACUUGUAUAAUUGUCAUUGCAAGAAGUGUAAGAAGCCAGACUUGUGCUAUUACCCUGAACGCUCAUUCAGCUAUCACCCCAAAAGCUUCACAUAUGACACUUAUCUCAGUGCAGCCUGUCAACAUGGGUCCCAAGGAAGAGAUGUCCUUCGAUAACUGCACAUGGAGAAUUUUGCAUCAUCUCAACCAGACAGCACCAACUAGUACAGAAAUCCCAAACACACCAGUUGUGGUGGUGAAACCUGAAAGGUACUUGGAAAGUGGCUUUCUGUGCUGAACCUGGUUGAAUCUCCACUUUGAGCACUACUUUAGCCAUCUGCUUUGAUGGUAAAUGAACGUGGACUUGAAAAAAACUCUCAGUGUGAACAGUUUGUUGCAAUAUCUGGAUUAUGAAUGGAGAUCAACUGAGUGAAUGUGCACAGGCAGUGUGAACAUCAUGACUCUGAACUGUACAUCCGAGAUGACUGUACAGGAAUUAUAUCUGUACUUAAUAGGGGAGUCUUUGCAAUAUAUUACAAUACACAUGUUGAUGUUAAAUUGUAAUGUUGCUAUU